AUGGACUUAUACGAACAGCUUCCGUCCAGCGAUAUAAUAUAUCAGCCUGAGUACAAGUUUCUACUGGAUGCAGCCACAUCGCAUGGAAUAACAUGUUUGGACUUUUUAUCGCAAUCGCCUGCGAACUUGAUGAAGGUAAUCAAUAGAUCUAUUAAUGAGAUCGUGAAGUUCCAGGAAACCUUACGAACUGAGUUUGAUAAGGCAAUUACGGAGAUUAAAAUACAAAAGAAGGUUGAUAUUGAAUUAGAGGAUCGUCCCAUGUGCUUUACAUCAGGUGAUUCUGAAAUUGAUCGUUUGCUUGGGGGAGGCAUCUAUACCAAGGGCAUCACUGAAAUAUUUGGCGAGAGUAGCACAGGAAAGUCGCAACUCUUGCUACAACUGGCACUCAGCGUACAGCUUCCGGAGGAAAUGGCUGGUUUGCGAGGCCAGAGUGUUUAUAUCACUACGGAAGGUGAUUUACCAACGAAAAGGCUUGAUGGUAUCAUACAAAACUCAUCAUUGUUUAAGGAUGAGGAUGGAAACCCAUUAGUAUCUCAACGACGCAUAUUUACUGUUACAUGCAAUGAUUGGGCUAAUCAGGAACAUGUGACUACGGUUCAACUACCUAUUCUUUUAGAAAGACACCCCUCUAUAAGAUUGGUCGUGAUAGACUCCAUAUCGCAUCAUCUCAGAGUGGAGUUGCAAUCAAAAACAUUUCAAGAAUCUCGAGACAACAGGCAUAUUAUAGACUGGAUGGCGGAACACCUCUUAGGAUUAGCACAAAAACAUAAUGUGGCAAUUGUUGUUGCCAAUCAAGUGAGUGAUAAAUUACUGCAAGAAAAACCUGUACAACAAGACUUUAAAGAUUACGAUUACCAAUUAGGAUGGUUUAUCGGGUGGAAAAACUCCACAAUUUAUUAUAGACAUCAAUUUAAUGAACAGGAAAGGACAAAUGAGGACCUACUAAGUGAUGAUGAAGACUACUCUUUAAUAGUAGAGCAAGUUGCAAAAAAAGUACAACAAAAGAAUAACGGCAAUGGAGAAUCAGCACCUGUAGCAUCCACCUCAAAUCAGCACCAGCCCCAACAACAGAUACAGCAGAUACAGCAACAGCAACAGCAACAGCAACAGCAACAGCAACAGCAACAGCAACAGCAACAGAACCAGAACCAGAACCAGAACCAGAACCAGAAUAAAACUCCCGGACUCAACUUCAUAUCAAAAAGAAAGAGAGCAUUGGAUACUAAGGUUCCAGGUCUUGGCUUAACUUGGGCUAAUCAUCUGAUGACUAGAAUAAAACUUGAAAAAUGGUAUCAGGCAUCACCUAGCAUAAGAAGUGGGAAUUUUGAUUAUGAUGAUACAACAGAUCCAACAAAAUUCUGGCAAGUGCGAAGAAACUUAAAAGUCGUCUUCUCAACGUAUGCGCCUAAAGGUGAAAUGCGCUAUAAUAUUACAAGUGAAGGUGUUGUGUCCGUCAAAUAA
Kluyveromyces marxianus DMKU3-1042 is the source of this 1461-nucleotide messenger RNA. It is a transcript of the gene RAD57, whose product is annotated as putative DNA-dependent ATPase RAD57. The transcript has a single exon. Gene Ontology annotation, molecular function: ATP hydrolysis activity; DNA strand exchange activity; ATP binding. The coding region runs from base 1 to 1461 and encodes 486 amino acids. Gene Ontology annotation, biological process: DNA repair; mitotic recombination; DNA recombinase assembly. Lineage: Eukaryota; Fungi; Ascomycota; Saccharomycetes; Saccharomycetales; Saccharomycetaceae. The record is from RefSeq and is a predicted model, not a curated record.